Molecule: messenger RNA, 1253 nt
Organism: Hibiscus syriacus
Lineage: Eukaryota; Viridiplantae; Streptophyta; Magnoliopsida; Malvales; Malvaceae
Product: ribonuclease 3-like protein 2
Exons: 4
Coding region: 104-1186 (360 amino acids)
Biological process (GO): siRNA processing
Cellular component (GO): cytoplasm; nucleus
Molecular function (GO): ribonuclease III activity; RNA binding
Source: RefSeq, a predicted model, not a curated record
ACCUCUCUCGACUCUCGUCUGUGUUCAUUUCUCUCGCAUCAGUACGGUAUACUGUAGCCUUGGUGUUCGACUCCGCCCCCCUUGCUUAUCCGAUAAGGCAAAGAUGGCCGUGCUCCUCUGGUCCCCUUCCGAUUCGCCCCCUUCCGACAUGGAAGCUUCUAUAGCCGCCGUCGAGAGGAUCCUCAACUACCGUUUUCGGGAUAAACAUCAUUUAGAGGAUGCUUUGACGCAUUCUUCGUACUCAGAUUCACCUUCAUACGAGCGUCUCGAGUUCGUCGGUGAUGCAGCUCUGGGCCUUGCUUUUACUAAUUACGUUUACCUGACUUACCCCAAGCUUGAUCAGGGGCUGCUUUCGCUGAUCAGAUCGGCUAACAUAAGCACGGAAAAACUAGCCCGUGUCGCCGUUAAACACCGUCUUUUUCAGUUCGUUCGACACAAUGCUGCUGACCUUGCGCUAAUGGUUAAGGAAUUUACUGAAAUUGUUAAUGAGGAAGAUGGUCCAGUGGCUUACGGUGGAUCAAUGAAAGCACCUAAGAUUUUAGCUGAUAUUGUAGAAUCUGUCGCAGCUGCCAUUUAUAUCGAUGCCGAUUAUAAUCUGGAAACACUUUGGAAGAUAUUUAGAGGUCUGUUGGAGCCUAUUGUUACCUUGGAAGAUUUGCAGCAACAGCCUCAACCCGUGACAUUAUUGUUUGAUAUAUGUCAAAAGCAACGAAAGCAGGUUGACAUAAUACAUUCGAAAAAUGGAGAAAAAACCAUUGCUGAAGUAUAUGUCGAUGGAGAGUUCAUUGCAUCGGAUUCCUCGUAUCAAAAGGAUAUUGCGAAGCUUACUGCGGUAAAGAAAGCUUUGCUUAAGUUAUCAAAGUCCAUGGCUGUUGACGUUGAUUCAUUUGGAAUUGAUGAGUCUUUUAAGAUUGAAGGAGCAAAACAAAAGUUGCACGAGCUCUCCACAAAGAAGAAAUGGUCCAAGCCUAUCUACGAGCUUGAGAAAGAUGAAGGUCCUCCGCAUGAGAAGAAAUUCGUAUCUGCAGUUAAAAUUCCGACGAAAGGUGGUAUUUUAUGCAUCAGUGGGGAGGAAAAAACCAGAGUAAAAGAAGCAGAAAACUCUGCAGCUUUUAAUAUGCUUCGAUCCCUCCAAGAAUAUGGAUACAUGGAAUUUGGCCAACAAUUUGUGUCAUGUUUAUACUAACCGUUAAGAUCUCUGAGAUUGUGUGCCGGAAUAUAAGAUUAUCAGUGAGAAUAAAAGAUUAAUAGGG